This is a messenger RNA of Adineta ricciae, 456 nucleotides long. NCBI's taxonomy places the organism in Eukaryota, Metazoa, Rotifera, Eurotatoria, Adinetida, Adinetidae. The record is from the annotation of a GenBank genome assembly.
AUGUCGACACACGAUACUCACGAAUUAAAACUAUUAUUUUCAUUAUUUGAUUCUAAUCAUGAUGGUCGUAUUUCACAAGAUGAAAUUAAACAGUUAGUUGAAACAGUUUCAGGCCAAUCAUGGUCCGAAGAACAAUUGGAUGCAUUUAUGCAAGUUGUUGAUACAGAUACGAGUGGAGAUAUAACCAUGGAAGAGUUUACUGUCAUGAUGAAUCGAUAUGUGCCAACAAGUACACUUGGCUUAAAAGAUUUAUUUAACACGUUCGAUGUGAGUGGUGAUGGAUGUGUGGAUAAACAAGAAUUUGAGCAAGUGAUGAAUGAGAAGGGCAAAGACCUGAACCAAGAUCAAAUUAAUAUAUUUCAAAAGUUAUUUCAACAAGAUGAACAUUCCAAAGUGACUUAUGAACAAUUUGUCGAUGGUGCAACGGAGGUUUAUAAAAACGUGAAAUUUAAUUGA